UUUUAUGUUUUAGAGAGAAAAAGAUGAGUUCUUUAUCAAAAUUGAAUGUUGCCCAUCACGAAUUAAAGAUUUACAUUCCAAUUAUUCCACUUUCUUUACUCACAGAUGUCUUUAAUUCAUGCAUUUUGAUAUGUUUGUUUAAUUGUUCAUUUGUUCUUUAGCUGAGCCUCUUGAGAAACGCUUCUAAAACACUACAGUAUCUUUGUCCAGAAGUCCCAAAAGAAAAAAAAAGAAAAACUUGGCAGAAAGAUUCCAAAUCUGAAACCCUUUUCUUUGUUGCUUUUUUAUUCACACUGUAACCCCCCUUGAAGCUUUACUUUGCCCUCAUUCUACUGCCUCCUUGAAGCUUUGCUUUCUUUCUUUCAUUUGAUUUUCUCUCUGUUUCUGCUUGGGAAGGGGUAACCAGGGUGUGUGAAGAUGAGGGGUCCUUUAGGGGCAGUGAUUGGGAGAUACCCUUCAAGUGAUGGAAAUGCCCAAAUGGGUGGAAUCAUUAGACAUAAUAGAAAAUGCAGAGAUGUUGUGUUUCUUGUGAUCUUUAUAGCUUUCUGGGUGGGGAUGAUUGUUAACUCAAGCUUUGGAUUUAACCAAGGAAACCCAUUAAGGCUAACAUAUGGACUAGACUACAAAGGAAAUGUCUGUGGUGACAAGCAUGCUAAUCCUGGCCUUCGUGAAUUGGAGCUUAAAUAUUGGUUGAAUCCUAAUCAGGUUUAUCAAAGUGGUCUGAAAGACAGUCAAUUUAAGUUGGUGGAUGCUCGGAGCAUAUGCUUGAUGGAUUGCCCAACUCCUUCAGAAGAUUCUCUAAACUGGGUUUGUGAUUAUCCAGAAGGUGAAAUACGCCUCUCAAUGGAUGAUUGGAUAGACAGGAACUACGAUUACUUUGAGUUCCUUACGCCUGAGAUGAGAAACAGCUCUGUUAACCUUCAGGGUCCUUGUUACCCUGUCAUUUUUCCUAGUGUAAAUGUUUAUUGGAGCUGCCAGUUCCUUGCUCGCCCCUCAAAUGUAUCAUUAACACAUUGGAAGCUGAUGGGUGGAAUGAACAUAGAUGCAGAUUUGAUCAUUGAUAAAUCUAUUCAUAAGUCAACCAAUGCUCGGUCAUCUGUCUUAAAGAGAUACAUGGCGGAUAUUGGGAAGUCAUGGCCAGUAUUGAUUGUUUGCGGAGGAAUUUUGCCUCUAUUUUUGGCAGUGAUUUGGUUGCUAAUGAUUCGGCAUUUUGUUGCUGCGAUGCCGUGGGUAACGGUUGUCCUAUUCAACAUUCUCAUAGUAUCAGUCACAAUGUUUUAUUACCUCAAAGCUGGAUGGAUAGGAAAUGAUGCUAUAACUCCCAUCAUUGGUGAUCAUGAUCCCUAUGUCCACAUAUUUGGAAGGGAGCUCAAUCAUAUGCGUGCUGCUGCUGUUCUAAUGACUUUUGUUAUGGCUGUCUCUGUUCUCACAUCAAUCGCUAUCAUCCGCCGAAUCAUAAUGGCAACAUCUGUCCUCAAGGUUGCUGCAAAGGUGAUUGGAGAAGUUCAAGCACUCAUAAUCUUUCCAAUCAUACCUUAUGCCAUCCUUGCAAUUUUUUAUAUGUUAUGGUUGUCAGCUGCCCUUCAUCUCUUCAGCUCUGGUCAGGUUGUCCAGAAUAACUGCAACUCAAACUGCUGUGCCUAUGAUCUUGCUUCAAAACGGGUGAACUGUGACCGCUGCUGUGGUUAUAGCAUCCGUUAUACUCCUCAUAUCGACAUUUCCAUAUUUUUCCACCUAUUUGGUUGUUAUUGGGCUACUCAAUUUUUUGUAGCAUGCUCUUCAACAGUCAUUGCAGGUUCAGUAGCCUCCUAUUAUUGGGCUCGUGGUGAAACUUCGCCCGAAAUUCCAUUUCUUCCAGUUUUCUCCUCGAUGAAACGGCUAGCAAGAUAUAAUCUUGGAUCCAUGGCUCUCGGUUCCUUGACUGUGUCCUUUAUGGAAUCAAUUCGUUUCAUACUUGAGUCUAUUCGUCGCAAAUUGAAAGUUGCAAGUACCACACCAGAUAGUCGGAUUGGCAGAGCAGCACAUAAUACAUCUCGGUUUUGCCUGAGAUGUAUAGAGUGGAUCAUCAAAUCUGUUAACCGCAAUGCAUAUAUAAUGAUUGCAAUAACUGGCAAGAGCUUUUGCAAGGCAUCCGCUAUUGCAACAGAGUUAAUAAUUAACAACAUCCUUCGGAUCGGAAGAGUGAAUGUGAUUGGAGAUGUCAUUCUGUUCCUUGGGAAACUGUGUGUCAGCCUCUCAAGUGCUCUUUUUGCUUUCCUCAUGUUGGAUACACACAAAUACAGAUCUGCUCAUAACAAGAUUUCUUCCCCAUUGUUUCCAGUCCUGGUUUGCUGGGGCCUAGGCUAUGUGGUUGCCACACUUUUCUUUGGAGUGGUGGAGAUGUCCAUUGAUACAAUAAUUCUUUCCUUCUGUCAAGAUUCUGAAGAACAUCAAGGCAUAGCUCAGUAUGCCCCUCCUCUUCUCAUGGAGACUCUCAAUGAUCAAAAUGAGUUGCAAAGACUUACACAAGGACCUCCAAGUUCAUAACCUUCAUCAUUUACUUUUCUUAUUGCCCUUUGAGAAUAUUACCAAAAUAGCCUUUACCUUCUCCUGCCGCUAUCAUCUCCAACCCUUCAUUGUUACAGUUUUUUCACUGUAAAUAAUCAAUUUCUUGGCAGUGUGGAAGUUGGGGGAAAAGUGAUAGAGAAGAGGCAGAUAGGGAAUACCCUUAGGCCCUUUUUUCCUUUUUUAGGGGGUAGAUUACUAUUUUUGUUACUUGUUAGUGAGAAACUUUGGACAUGGUAUUCUCCAAUUAUUUGCAAUGACAUUAGUUAAUAUUAUGUGGGGUUCUUUA
Messenger RNA from Benincasa hispida (wax gourd), 2833 nucleotides. RefSeq names its product Plasma-membrane choline transporter family protein. Lineage: Eukaryota; Viridiplantae; Streptophyta; Magnoliopsida; Cucurbitales; Cucurbitaceae. Gene Ontology annotation, cellular component: membrane. Gene Ontology annotation, molecular function: transmembrane transporter activity. The record is from RefSeq and is a predicted model, not a curated record. Gene Ontology annotation, biological process: transmembrane transport.